Messenger RNA from Drosophila obscura, 1955 nucleotides. Its product is annotated as alpha-tubulin N-acetyltransferase 1. Gene Ontology annotation, molecular function: tubulin N-acetyltransferase activity. The transcript is spliced from 7 exons. Bases 466 to 1899 code for a protein of 477 amino acids. Gene Ontology annotation, biological process: alpha-tubulin acetylation. NCBI's taxonomy places the organism in Eukaryota, Metazoa, Arthropoda, Insecta, Diptera, Drosophilidae. The record is from RefSeq and is a predicted model, not a curated record. Gene Ontology annotation, cellular component: microtubule.
GACCUAUACACUACACGCACAGCUGACCGGGCGACCAUCAUACACACUCGUGAAAGAAACAGCGCAGCGCUAAUAGGCAAACAAACCAAACAGAAGCCAACGAAAUAUGUGUUAAAGUGAAUGAAAUAAAAAUAUAAAAAUAUCUUUCGCACUAUUUCGGCCAGAAAAGAAACAUUUUUUAAUCAAUAAAACUGUGUGUGUGUGCAAGAACGCCCGCACCUAACGCGCAGCCUCCGUCCACCAACCCCAAAUCUGCAGCAGCGCAGAGGUUGCACUGCAUUGCAUCUGGAAACAACUGGAACGCGGCACACGUAGGCCAAUACAAGAUACCUUCCCGUCCGUAUUGUUGAACAAUUGUUGCGGGCGAAGGCCGACAGACGCCACAAAAACAGAACAGCCCGAGCCGAGCCACACUUGUAGGCCAGAGUAAUCAGAAGCAGCAACAGCUACAGCAACAGCUACAGAAUGGUGGAUUUCCGAUUCGAUAUUAAGCCACUGUUUCCGGAGGCGAUUGUCAGGGUGACGUCAAACCUCCUGCCGCACAACUUUCGCGGCGAUCGGCGCCAGUGCCUAGAUGCCACCUCGAAGAUAUCGGAGAUAAUCGACAGUAUGGGCCAGCUGUCGGCCACGUCGCAGGGCCUGUCCAAGCCGGUGACCACAGCCCAGCGUCUGCGGAUGUCCGAGAACCAGACCAUCUAUUUGCUGGCGGAUCCCGAGGCAGGUCACAAUGGAGCUGUGACUGGGCUGCUCAAGGUGGGCAAGAAGGAUCUGUAUUUGUUCGACGAGACCGGUCAGACGCGCAAGGUGGAGCGAGCUCCAUCCAUCCUGGAUUUUUAUGUGCACGAGUCCCGCCAGCGCGCUGGCCUGGGCAAGCGGUUGUUCGAGACCAUGCUUAGGGAAGAGAACUGGACUCCGUUGAAGUGCUCGGUGGACAGGCCCUCGGAGAAGCUGUUGGCCUUCUUCGGCAAGCACUACGGCCUAGUGCGCACCAUUCCGCAGUCCAAUAACUUUGUGCUGUACGAGGGAUACUUUAAUGAAUCCAACUCCUCAAAAGGUCAUGCCCACGCUCAGUCUCCGCAGGAAGCCAAGAACGGUCAGCACAUUACAAACAGUCCUAACACACAACUCUUUGGUGCUACUUACUUGGGCGAGGAGGUCGACCACAGGCGACACGGCUCCCAGGAGCAAAAGCAGAGGAACUCCUCGAAUGUGCUGCAGCAGCAAAUAUCACAGGUCUCACCAAACGGACGGUAUGGCGCCAAGCACCCAGCCUGCACCAUGUCAGAGAUAAUUUCUGGAAUCUCGAAGUGCAGCACCAAAGGCGGAGUCGCAGGCAGUGGAGAGUCGAGCAGCGGCAAUGGCGAUGGCAACCACGUUGCAGAGAUGAUGACCGCUCAAAUGGAUUUGCAUCACCUGGAGGACGAGCAGCAGGCACACGGGCACAUGAAUACCAAACGAAUGGACCUGCAGGACGUGGUGGACCAGGAGGAGGCACACUUCAUUCGGUUCGGGAUGCAGCCACAGAUGGAGGAGCCACAGGCCGAGUUCGAACCAGAGCGUGAGCCAAUUACACCGCCAUCCCCAGAGGUGGCCGAGAGUAUCAUUGGCGAGAACCGGAGGCCAGCGGCCUUUCAUCUGAGCAAGCAGCACACUGGAAUGAAGAAUCGCUCCUCUGGUGUGGGUAUGGCAGUGAUGCCCAGCAGCAAGAUGGAGUUCAGCCAGGAGGGGCGCGAGGACUUCGGUGUCAAGAUAACUCGUCCGCCGGGUUACGAAGAUCACUCGCCGGGCCACGACAACACAGACGCCGAGUCCACUGUGUCCUCCGGCGGCGGUGGUGCCGGUCACCUCACCAACGAGGGCUACAAUGAUCUCAAGUUCUAUCACAACAGGUUGUGGUAAGAGAAGGGACUCGGCAGCACAGCAGCCACAGUACGUGGCAUAAUAAGCAUAAUCAA